GGACAUGUAGGACAUGAUUCGCAGGAAAUCAUUGGAUAUGAUAUCGCAUAGAUCGUUGUUUGCCCUUGCAGGACACUACAAAGGGCAACACAGUCACCAUAUAGGACAUCUUUGCAGGACACCAUAUAGGACACAUUUGCAGGACAACAUAUAGGACACCUUUGCAGGACACCAUAUAGGACACCUUUGCAGGACACCAUAUAUGACACUUUAGAAUGACACAAUAUAGAACACCUUUCCAUGACACCAUAUAGGACACCUUUGCAUGACACCAUAUAGGACAUCUUUGCAGGACACCAUACGAUGGAGGAUACGAAUUAUAAAGGACAUAGCCAACGACAUAUAAGACAAUAUACAGAUGAUGUCCUUCGGGAAAACAUAUUCUAGUUGAACUCUCAAAGGACACAAUACGUAGUAAAACCAUAAAUGAAACUAGAUAGGACAUCGUCUAAUAAGAACACCACUUCUCAACAGAGAGACAUAUACAACAGUAUUCAAGAAUGCUAGUAAGUGGAGUACUUAACAAGACAUUCGGGAUUUAACUUCUUCUUUAAACCGAGAGUCGUGACGUAAGGAGUGUGUUUGUACAUGUUUCCUUGACAAUAAACGACUGCGAUGAAUCUUGAGCAAAGGAAGCUAUAGCGACAGAUCGACGGCAGUCUGAUCCAUGGAGCACGAAAGGAACAUUCUGGUGAAUGGUGGAGGAUGUGAGAUAACCGUAAAUUAUCUAUCACCGUCACUUCAUUAACUAUGUUGAUUGGAUAAACGAGUUGUUUGUUUUUGUAAGAGGUUUAUUCAAAUAUAUGAUCAAAUUUCCUUGCAAAACGUAUUUCCUUGCGAACGUUAUAAAUGACUUACGUGUGAAAAUUAACAAAAUUGCAAUAUGUUUGUUAUUUUUGCCUGAGAAUAACAUCAUACUUCAAACACUUUAUCGAUUGCAGUUCACAUCGUUCAUCACAUCGGGGAUUCGUUUUCUUCCGAUAACUUCCACAAAGAUGGACUAUAUAGAUAAUGGCACCAUGGACAACUACACCACAUCUCCGUUUGCUAAUCCGCCCAUAAACAAGGCUCUGUACAUUGGAUUUUUAUUCGCUGUCCUUAUCAUUGGCAUGAUCGCUAACACCAGUUUGAUAUGGCUGGUAGCGACUGUCCGGGACCUGCGAACACCCCCGAGUGUGCUCCUAACGAAUCAAUCGAUAGGGGACCUUUGUUUCUUAGCAUUCUCAAUGAUCCCUCAGCUGGUGGUUGCCGUUGUCCCGGGGUAUAAACAGAAGCCAUGGUUGUGCCAUCUUAAUCAUUUCACAUACUUUACUUCAUUUGCCGUAUCGGCCCUCAGCCUCAUGGCCAUCAGCAUCGAACGGUACUGUGCCAUCGUCAUUCCGCUGAAGUUCAGGAUGGUCCGUAGCUUACGAACGACAUCCGCAGUGUGCGGCUUCAUCUGGCUUCUUGCGAGUACCUUCGGCGCCUACGCAGUCUCGGCAACGGAGUCUGCGUCCGAGAGAUGCACCUAUCCAUACGAGCAGCUCUCCUUUCGGAUUUACUUCAUGUUUCAGUUGAUUUUCCUGUACGUCGUACCCGUCCUCUGCAUGACGGUGUUCUACGGAAUCUGCGCGAGACACCUCUUGCGGAAGGAGAUUCGCACAUCCGGUACCGACAACGCAAGAGUCCGGGUAGCCAUCAAUCUCAUGGUCAUCACCUUGGUUUUCUCCCUUUGCUGGUUGCCUCAUUACAUCUACUAUUCAUGGUUCCUAUUUUUCUUCGAUUUCUACGUAUUUGGCACAAGGUCUAUGUACCUCUUUCGCGCCAGCAGAUCAGGGUUGUACUAUUUCGCCUCCUGCAUCAACCCCAUCAUCCUCUACGCCAUGAGCUCGUCAUUCCGGCGUCACUUUGUCCGCAAGAUGACGUGCUUUGUGGCGCACCGUGAAGGCCAAGAGAGCAGUCAAAGCGGGCGUACCUAUACAGCUCUCACCCAACAACACGUCAGCAACACCCUGAACAGCCACAGGAAUAUGGUCCUUGGCCAUAAGGAAACCCGUGAAUCCUGUGAGGUGCAAAUGGAUAAAAUGGACAAGUAUUGCCAAAAAGAAGAAGAGCAGGUUCUUCGUUGUCCUAGGUGCAUCCUUGAAGAUGGUGUCUGAUUGUGCCAUGACAUCAGUAUUGGGUGUACUGCAGUUAAUCGAUUUAGAAGGAAGGAUUGAUUAUCUAAGAUAUGCGUGACGAGGCAUGUAUACCACGCCCCUCUCACCAUGGACCUAUACUCUGAGUAAUAUGUCCAUGCUCUUACCAACUGCUGCCAUGCAUGAUCAUGAUAUAAUUUAAUAUCUGAUCUACAGUGUGGGAUGUUAUAUAGAAGGAAACAUUUGGAUUAAUAGAAUAUGUAUGUUCUAUCAUCACGUACGUAGCAUUAUGGCGUGUACUAUUCUAAGCUCCUUAAGAGCUAGUGUCGAGGUUUUAAUAUAAAUCAUGAAGCUAAAUAACUUGUGACUCAGAAAGGCACAUAAUUCAAUUGAUUUUGGAGGAAGGUGAAAAAUCAACAAAGUACUUUCUUGGCCUUGAAAAAAGAAACGGAAAAAAAGUUGAUUGCCUAUAGAAUACAAGGUAAAACCAUCAAUGAUAAGGUGAAAAUAUUACAGAGAUUACGUGAAUAUUAUGAUGAUGUAUUUAAAUACCUUAAUUGUAAUAGUGAUUUGGAGUUCGAAAAAUAUUCAUUUCAUACAAAUAUGCAAAUCUUAAAUGAAAAUGAAGCAUCGAGUUGUGAAGGUCAUAUAACCGAAAAGAAAUGUGCUGAGGCUCUGUCAAGAAUGCAGAAUAAUAAAUCACCAGAUAACGACGGCCUAACAGUCGAGUUUUAUAAAUGUUUUUUGGAGCAAGAUAAUAGAUAUGUUAAGUAACAGUUUAAAUGAAGGACAUAGAAAGCAGCAAUUGUCUCCAAGUCAAAACAUGGCCAUGUUGGCGUUAUUGUUUAAAAAAUGAAAUAAAAACAUUAUUCAUAACUGGAGACCAAUAUCAAUCCUAAAUGUCGAUUACAAAAUUCUUGCACAAGUUCUUGCCAAACGACUACAAAAUGUAAUAACGGGCAUUGUAUCUCCCGAUCAGCCGAAAAUAUACGUCUGGUGCAAGAUAUAAUUAAUCAUUAUGAGGGCAUAAAAGCCCCGGGCAUAAUUAUGUUUUUGGACUUUGAAAACGCAUGUGACAAUAUAAGUCAUGAAUGUCUAUUUUACUUUUUAAAAAGAUUAAAUUUUGGAAAUUCAUUCAUUCAGUGGAUUCAAUCGAUGUAAAAGGCCGUGUGUUAAAUCAUGGCUGGAUCUCUGAAAUUGUUCAAUUAAAAGAGGUGUAAGACAGGGGUGCCCCUCGCAUCACUACUUUUUAUUAUUGCUGCAGAAGUUUUGGUGACGAAAAAUUAAACAGAAUCAUAAAAUUGGAGGUCUCAAUUUACCGAUCUCUUAGAUGAAUGAUGAUCAAGUAAAAGUAGAAAUAUCCCAAUUUGCGGAUGAUACAACUAUAUUUAUGAAAAAUAAAAAUUUUCUUUCUAUUUUGAUGGAAGAAUUAAUACUAUUUGGUUCAAAUGCUGGGCCAAGGAUUAAUUUGCACCCGGACAAAUAGAAUGUACUGAAGAAGCGAUAAAAUAUUUAGGUAUAUAUGUUGGAAAAAUGAGAAAGAUGUUGAAUAUAGUAAUUGGCAAAAUAAACUAGAUAAGGUACAAAAUAUUAUUAGAGUAUGGAAACUAAGAAAUCUAACAUUUUUUGGAAAAAAAUAUCAAAUCUCUAAAUAAAAUGUUAUAUAAUUUUAUUUAGAAUUCUUCAAAUAAGAGUUAAAAGAAAUGUCUGUAUAAAUAAAACAAACGAAGGUGGUCUUGGUGUGGUCCACUUAGAAUAAGAAAUGGAAUCGCUUAAGAUUUCGUGGAUAGGCAAGUUGUUAGAACAAAGCGAACGUUGUUAGAAAUUUCUUUUUAAUUAUUGGUUAUCAAGAUUGGUGAAAUUACUUUAUGUUUUGAAUAAAAAAUAUCAACAAAAGAUAUAAAUUUUCUUUGUACAAAAGCAAAUAUACCUAGUUUUUACUAUGAUAUUUUUUGUAGCGGGUCUAAGUUAAGAUAUUUUGGUAAUGAAAACAUUUUGAAUAACAGCAAUAUAACUUUAAAUUAACAUAUGUUGGUAUUUGAGAAAUGGAAGCAUGCAGGUAUAAUUAAGGUAAAAAGAUGUUAUAAGAACUCGUCAUUGGUUCGCUCCAAAUAUUUUGAAUAAAUCUGUCUAUUCUU
Molecule: messenger RNA, 4255 nt
Organism: Lytechinus variegatus (green sea urchin)
Lineage: Eukaryota; Metazoa; Echinodermata; Echinoidea; Temnopleuroida; Toxopneustidae
Product: bombesin receptor subtype-3-like
Exons: 2
Coding region: 804-2138 (444 amino acids)
Biological process (GO): G protein-coupled receptor signaling pathway
Cellular component (GO): membrane
Molecular function (GO): G protein-coupled receptor activity
Source: RefSeq, a predicted model, not a curated record